Molecule: messenger RNA, 2087 nt
Organism: Haliotis rubra (blacklip abalone)
Lineage: Eukaryota; Metazoa; Mollusca; Gastropoda; Lepetellida; Haliotidae
Product: forkhead box C1-A-like
Exons: 1
Coding region: 18-1358 (446 amino acids)
Biological process (GO): anatomical structure morphogenesis; regulation of transcription by RNA polymerase II; cell differentiation
Molecular function (GO): RNA polymerase II cis-regulatory region sequence-specific DNA binding; DNA-binding transcription factor activity, RNA polymerase II-specific
Source: RefSeq, a predicted model, not a curated record
CCAAGACGUCCACCAUCAUGUGCAACACCAACCCAAGCACGCUGCUGCCGUACGGCUUGAAGAUACCUACCCCGACUCCAUAUUUUCCGUUUUCUCCGACCGGGGUCACCCAUCUGCCUGGCCUGGACUUCCAAAGAUCUCAGCUGUGUGAUUAUGGUGCCCGACUUCAGUAUGGAUUCCGAGGAUAUCCGUCUCCUCUAGGACUCAGUCCAUACCACGGCCAUCUCGCUGACCCGUAUACCCAAGCAUACCUGUACAAACACGACCUACGAGCAAGGUACAUCCAAGAAGAACCGAAGCCCAGUCAUAGUUACAUCGGACUCAUCGCUAUGGCGAUCCUCAGCCACAAAGACAAGAAACUCGUGCUUAGUGACAUUUAUCAGUGGAUUCUGGAUAAUUACGCUUAUUUUCGGACCCGUGGACCAGGUUGGAGAAACAGUAUACGACAUAACCUGUCACUAAAUGACUGCUUUAUCAAAUCAGGCCGCAGUGCUAAUGGCAAAGGACAUUAUUGGGCCGUCCAUCCGGCCAACGUUGACGAUUUCCAAAGAGGAGAUUUCAGAAGGAGACGUGCUCAACGGAAAGUCCGUAAACACAUGGGCCUGGCCGUCCCCGAUGACGAGGACAGUCCCAGUCCGUCCCCAACCCCACAGGCAACUUGGGACGAGAAGGAGGAGGACACGGAGGGGGGACCCAAGUCGCCUGUUCAAGAUAUGAGAGACGGAAGUUUUGAGGUAGAGGAGGGUACCGAGAGACCUCAGGUCCCACCCGUCCCAAUAGUUGUCCAGCCUGUGAAGAAAAGACUGUUUGAUGUCGAAAGUCUCCUCGCCCCCGAAAUCAAACCUGUACCCCACCCUCCAGUAUUUCCCAAACCCGUGCACCACCCUAACCACGAGAGUGACGCUCAUAUAGACAUUGUUUCUGAUGGAGAAGCGCUGGACAUCUGUAAUACUGAUAGCGAGGACCAAGGUGUUGGGGAGAGCUGUGAUGGGGCGACUAGUUUACGUCGUGAGACGUCUUCAGCCCCGGCGACAUCGACUAGUCCCCCUCCAUCCCCAUGUCGCAGUAUAGAGGAGUCAGACAAAACCCCUAGUCCAGAUUCUGUAGCAAAGCGACCCGAAGGACUCCCAUGGCCUAUGUCAACCUUAGGGCGUUCCCGUCAGAGCGCGUUCCAUGCCACAUCGGCCGCGGGGUGGGAUACCUACACUACUUACAUCUACCCCAUGUUCAGCUCCACGUACCCGGUGGUCCUACCCGGAUCAUCCCUCACCCCCGAGGCCGCGAGUAAGUGGAGGGAGGCGGUGUAUGGCCUGGGAUCAGCCCCGGCUGGGAAGACCCCGGAGGUGGACAGGCGAUAGACAACAGCAUAAUAAACUGGUGAUGGCAGACUGCGAAGAGACAGGAUGAUCGUCUUCAGAUCGGCUCGAGUUUCUCUCAGAUUAGAGAUGAGAAGACGUGUGGUCCGAACAGACCGUCCCGCGUGCUGGGACGGCACAACAGUUGAUGUGACUCACAGAUUCUUUAUCAAAUAAAAACUGUAAUAUUCGUGAGAAAAUAUUUGGACGGACAUCAUCUGUCUCUGGAGAAAAAUCCAAAUGUUUUCGCCAAAGUUAUUAACAUUAGAACAUCGCAAAAUACUGAACCAGCCCAUAGUGCAUAUGUAAACGAACUUCCUGGGAUCUCCCACAGAGAAAGUGCUAUGUUUAUGGUUGAAGAACUCAACGUCAGUUAUGCCAACAUGUUAUCAAUGAGAUAAAAUCUUCCAGACUUUAUCCAGCAACCCGAACGCCUCAAAAACUGAUGCCAAAGACAUAUUGUGCAAUGACCAUCAAUUAUCAGCAUCUAUAUAGAGAAGUGGCCAGUAUUCUGGUGGUGACUGUAGACCCAAGCGUUGUGGUGGUAGAACACGCACUCUGUUUCUAGGACAGUGACAGGUAGGGGUAUUGUUUCUGUUAACUAUAGAAGCAGACAUUAUGUACAAUCCAAACUGUUGUAAUAUACUUGUUUUAUUUCAAAUGAAAAUCAAAGAACGGGUGUUUUGUUCGUCAUGAAACUGAACAAUGAAAAUAAAUAAUAAUGUAAGUGUA